AUGUCAAUCCCUCUACAUCCUCCUACAACUUCGCAGGCAUAUCCUGAAUUUUCCGUCCGUCGCCCAAUAGAUUUUGACGGGUUGCAAUUCUGCGACUCGGCGGACGGGACGCUGACGGAUGCCGACGGUACUGUCGUCUUCGAGAACGAAUACAGGGGACUCUUGCUCGCCAUCGUGAGGCGCAACGAUGCCGAGUCUCUAAAGCGAUAUCUAACCAGGCAUCCUCGCCAUCUGGGGCCAGGGGAGACGGAUAGCUACGAUCCUUACUGGGUCGCGGCUUACGAGGGAAGCACUGAGUCGCUUCGGCUACUCCUGGAGCAUCCAGCCGAUGAGACAGAGCCUCUCGAUACGCGAGGGUACCUGCUCUUGAACGUUGCAUGUCAGGCUGCUCAGCUGGAAACUGUGCGGUUCCUCUUGGACCACAGCCAGGAUUGGUCUCGAGCAGGUGUUCUUGUUGACGUUUUCGCAAGGGAUCGUUACGGCAUGACGGCUCUGCUCUCGGCUGCUUCUUCAUUUGCAAAUCUGCCCUCCUCUGAAGAACUUCCAGGGAAGGAGAAUAACAUGAAUACUGUAUUGCACGACUAUUUAGCUCGAGCUGAAAGUGUCAUGAACCUGCUUUUGGAUCGUGGCGCUCACGCUGGCGAUAUGUGUAUGUAUACGAGCGCUGAGGCUAGCGAGGAACCUCAGGUACGCCAUUCGGUGCUGAGCCAGGCCAUCUCGCGUGCCAGCGCCAAGCUUGUAACACGGUUGCUUGCCACGGGAGCAGCACAGACUGACGCGCUUAAGACCAUGCACAUCUUCGACAACGGCGGCCAUGAAGAGUGGACUUAUAACGUCACGCCUCUUCACAUUGGUGCCUGCUAUUCCAACUUUGAAGGAAUCCAGGUCUUGCUGGAACAUGAUAGCAACAUGGUGAAAGUCAGCGACAGCUAUGGCCGUCUACCAUUGCACUGGGCGGCUGCUGGUCCCGGUUACCAGGACUAUAUGCUGACCCAGGAUGAGAUCGCCUCGCAUGUUCUCCAAACCACCACAUUACUCCUGGCUCACCAUCCAGACGCCAUCAACGCUCCGGACUCGCAAGGCAGGACUGCUCUGCAUUAUGCAUACGUCGUUGCACACACCGGCCCACACCAUGCCAUCGUCAGAACCGCCACUCUUCUUCUCGAGAAGGGAGCCGACGGCGGGCGCCGCAACGGCGGCGGGCGCACGCCGCUGCACCUCCUCCUCCGGCUCCUCCACCAACGCUUGAACGCCAUCUCGGAGGCCCAGCUGCUGGAACUGGUAUCCGCCCUGCUAAUCCGCGGCGCAGAUGCGGACGCUGCCGACGGGCAAAAGGUCACGCCUCUGCAGCUGGCCGCGAGGAGUCUGGGCGAUAUUCAGAUUGCCAGAUUGUUGCUGCGACACGGGGCCAGUGCGAGCGCUGCCGAUGCCGCGGGCAGCACGCCGCUGCACGAGGCUGCGCGUGGAUACGUCGUCGUGCGGCCCAGCCCUGACGGCAACUACACCCAAGAGGUGCCGCUGCCGCCGCCGCAGCAGCGUAUAAGAUUGACGGCGGAAGAUCUCAUCAGAAAGCAGGACGAGAUGAUGGGGGUGCUCCUGGAAGCUGCAGCCGAUGUGGAUGGCUUGAUCGAUCGCCCUAAUGAAGCGGGCGAGACGCCGAGAUCCGUACGCGAUGCGAUGAGGAGCAAAUGGCGCGCAGCUGACGAGGAGGCUGCUGCGAGAAGGGGCGGGUUAUGGCCGAGGAGGGGGAGGGGACGAGGUGGGAGAAGGUGA
This is a messenger RNA of Anthostomella pinea, 1773 nucleotides long. The record is from the annotation of a GenBank genome assembly. NCBI's taxonomy places the organism in Eukaryota, Fungi, Ascomycota, Sordariomycetes, Xylariales, Xylariaceae.